AAGUCCUCAUAUCAACUACACCAAAUCCUCACCGAAAACUUGUAAACCACCAAAAAAGUCUUCACCGGAAAGACGUCCAACUCACCAAAACUCACUUUAAUCAGAUACCAACAGUACCAUCAAGACUCCAGAGAAACGCAACGCACAACCACACCCAAACACACAGCAAUGUCCAACACGAAAAAGAGAGCGGCGCCCAGCCAAGAAGGCGGCGAGGGCCAAAAGGCAAAGAAGCAGAAGAAGAAGUCGGCCUACCAGGUCGACGAGACGCUCCUCAACGCCGAGCUGGGCAUCAACGAGUCCUUUGCCGUCAUGGACAACCAGCUCCUCGCAGACUACACGGCGCAAAAGAUUUCCCGCUUCGGUACGGAUCUGAGUCCGGUCGAGCUCUCGGAUCUGUCCAUCUCUGCAAACGCCAUCAAGGACACCACAUCCUGGACGCAGCCCCGCGCCCUGGAUAACCUCCCCGCCUUCCUAGAGAACUUUGCAGAGAGGCCCGACAGGCUCUUCACGGCGCCCAAGGUCAAGGGCGCGCCGCACACCAUCAUCGUCGCUGCCGCGGGUUUGAGGGCGGCGGACGUCGUGAGGGCCGUGAGGAAGUUUCAGGGGAAGGAGAGUACCGUUUCCAAGCUGUUUGCAAAGCACAUGAAGGUAGACGAGCAAGUCCAGUUCCUACAAAAGACACGGACGGGCAUCGCGGUCGGAACGCCCGCCAGACUCAUGGAGUUGGUAGACAAUGGAGCCCUAAAACUAGACAAGCUCCAGCGCCUCGUGGUCGACGCCUCGCACAUUGACCAGAAGAAGCGCGGCGUCAUGGACAUGAAGGACACGAUGCUCCCGCUGGCGCGGUGGCUGUCGAGGACGGAGUUCAAGGAGCGGUACGGGGACGAGCAGAAGCCCUUGGAUUUGAUUUUUUACUAGGGGGAGCGAUGAAGAGGGGCGAUAACGGCUGAGGGAUUGCCGUCGUGCAUAGUUGGGAAUCGGG
Messenger RNA from Colletotrichum scovillei, 985 nucleotides. RefSeq lists its product as uncharacterized. NCBI's taxonomy places the organism in Eukaryota, Fungi, Ascomycota, Sordariomycetes, Glomerellales, Glomerellaceae. The transcript is spliced from 4 exons. Bases 169 to 921 code for a protein of 250 amino acids. Gene Ontology annotation, cellular component: 90S preribosome; nucleus. The record is from RefSeq and is a predicted model, not a curated record.